GCGGUGAUCUCUAACUCCGCCCACGUGAGCGCUCGCGUGCGGAGCGGAACUGAAUCAGGCGGUGAUUUUUCUUUUUUUCCUUCUUCUGCCGUUUUCAAAUUUAAACCUUUAAAUUUUAUUUCGGUUUUUCGCAGCGGACGCUCACGCCUCCCUUCUUGCCAUGACAGCCAAAACCAAGUGGGGUGCAGUGAAGGAAUGCAUCAGUGGAAGCCCCGCCCAUGACUCCGAGGCCUCACUGGAGGCCAACCUGCAGAAUGCAGAACCAGAGCUGUGCAUUAGACUGCUGCAGGUUCCCACGGUAGUAAAUUAUUCAGGGCUGCGCCGGCGGCUGGAGGCCUGUGACCAGGAUUGGAUGGUGCAGUUCCUGGAGCUGCAUGGUCUGGACUUGCUGCUGGAGGCGCUGGAGCGGCUGUCUGGCCGCGGCUGCGCCCGCAUUGCCGACGCCCUGCUGCAGCUGACCUGCGUGGCCUGCGUCCGAGCCGUCAUGAACUCCUCUGCCGGUCUGCACUUCAUGCUGGACAAUGAGGGUUAUGUCAGGACACUGACCCAAGCUCUCGACACUUCCAAUGUCAUGGUCAAGAAGCAGGUGUUUGAGCUGCUGGCCGCGAUCGCACUGUUUGAUUCUCAAGGUCAUGGCCUCGCCCUGGAUGCUCUGGAGCACUACAAGAGUGUGAAGAAACAACAGUAUCGCUUCAGCGUUGUCAUGAGCGAGCUCCAUGCCACAGACAACGUGCCCUACAUGGCCACGCUGAUGAGCGCCAUCAACAUGCUGGUUCAGGGUCACAAGGAUCUGAGGAAAAGGGACAAACUGCGCCGCGAGUUCAUCGGGUUGCAGCUGCUGGACCUGCUGUCCAGACUGAGGGAGUCGGAGGACGAGGACCUGAACAUCCAGUGCGAUGCAUUCGAGGACUCGAUGGCUGAAGACGAGGACGAGAUGGAGAGACUUUAUGGUGGAAUUAACAUGAACAGCCACCAGCAGCUCUUCAGCUCCAUCUUCACCAAAGUCAGCAGCAGUCCGUCCUCUGUGCAGCUGCUGUCCAUCCUUCAGGCCCUGAUGACCGUGGAUCCGGACCGGGCCGAGGUCUGGUCGGCUCUGGAGUUCCUGGCGGAACGAGCCAUUCUGCUCGCCAAUGAUCCACAGCUGGAGUCUACAGACCAACUGCUGGACAAACUCCUCUGCUUCAAGUCCAGCUCCACCGUCAGGGUGCGGACCGUUGAUAGGGCGGUGCAGACCCAACUCCCACACAGUCCCCCCAUCCAAUCAGAGCAGCCACUCAAAACUGACCUCACACAUGGUCCUCCUCCCUUACCCGGCAAGGCGCCUCCUCCGCCCUUAUCUGGCACGGCGCCUCCUCCGCCCUUACCCGGCACGGCGCCUCCUCCUCCUCCUCCGCCCUUACCCGGCACGGCGCCUCCUCCCCCUCCUCCGCCCUUACCCGGCACGGCGCCUCCUCCCCCUCCUCCGCCCUUACCUGGCACGGCUCCUCCUCCUCCGCCCUUACCCGGCACGGCGCCUCCUCCCCCUCCUCCGCCCUUACCUGGCACGGCUCAUCCUCCUCCUCCUCCAGGUGACAUAAUUGUAGUCCAGGUGGCUCAUGGGCUAGGAAGUUCAUAUUAUGACUCCACCUCCAAGCCAAGCUCCACCCCCUGUCCCACUGUCCACAUGAAGAAACUAAACUGGCAAAAACUUCCAUCCAGAGUUGUUACAGCUCAUGACUCCAUGUGGACGUCUGCGUCUUCAGAUGCCAUGGAGCCAGAUUACUGUAGUAUCGAGCAACUCUUCAGUCUUCCACUGAUGGAGACCCAGACCAGAACCAAACCCAAAGCAGAGCCCAAAGAGAUUUCUUUCAUUGAUGCCAAGAAAAGUCUCAACCUGAACAUCUUCCUGAAGCAGUUCCGAUGCUCUAACCAGGACUUUGUGUCUCUGAUCCGGAGAGGAGAUCGAUCCAAAUUUGACAUUGAAGUCCUGAAACAGUUACGCAAGCUGCUGCCAGAGAAACAUGAGGUGGAGAAUCUGAAGUCCUAUCAGGCCGAUCAGAGCAAGUUGGCCUCAGUGGACCAAUUCUACCUGCAGCUGCUGGAUGUUCCCAGUUACUGUCUGAGGAUCGAGUGCAUGUUGCUGUGUGAGGAGAGCAGCAGCGUGUUGGAGACGCUGCGACCUAAAGCUCAGCUGCUGGACGCCGCCUGCCAGAGUCCGUCUUCACGCUCAGGCACUCGGCUGCCCAUGUUCUGCAAACUAAUCCUGGACAUUGGAAACUUUCUCAACUAUGGGACUCACACGGGGAACGCUGAGGGUUUUAAAAUCUGCACUUUGCUCAAACUGACGGAGACCAAGGCCAACAAGUCCAGAAUGACCCUGCUGAACCACAUUCUGCAGGAAGUGGAGCAGAGCCAUCCUGACCUGCUGAACCUGCCUGAUGAUCUGGAGAUCUGUGAACCAGCUGCCGGGUUGAACCUGGACUCCAUCCAGACUGAAACCAGAACUCUGAUCAAACAGCUGCAGACAGCUGAGAGGAGGAUUUCUGCCUCUGCAGAUGACCUGAAGGAACAGUACCUCACCCCCAUCCAGGACAGUCUGCGGGCCUGUGAGGACCUUCAGAAGCAGCUGUCCUCCGUGGGGGACAGGAGGGUGGACCUGGCCAACUAUCUGUGCGAGGACAGCAGCCGGUUCUCUGUGGAGGAACUCUUCAGCACCAUCAAGACCUUCAGAGGACUCUUCCUCAAAGCCAUCAAGGAAAACCAGAAUCUGAAGGAGCAGGAGAAGAGGAGGAAAGAGCGGGAAGCGAAGAAACGGCAGAAAGGAGAAAACGGAAAAAUCUUCAGGAAGAGUGCGGCGGUGCAGGAGGAAGGCUGCAUUAUCGAUAAUCUGCUGGCUGAGAUCAGGAAAGGCUACAACUUGAAGAAGACCAGGCCUCAGUCCAAGCUUGUUAGCCUGCCACCUAGUGGUGGGGCGCAGGACAGCAGACACUUGGAUCAUUCUGAGAAGUUGGAGACCUUACCAGCUGUGGAGGAACCUCAUGCUGCUAUUUCUACCCAACCACAGCAAGAACAUCCUCCUGAGGCGGUCCAGCCCUCCACAGCUGACCACGCUCAAACGGGACCAGAGUCUGAGUCUCCUGAGACCCAAAACCCUGAAGACCACCAGAGCCAGGACUCUGCUUUAGGCUUGGUACCUCAUGUUGAGACCAGAGUCACAAGUCUGGAAGAAGAUGGAAAUGUUGACCCCAUACUGGAGGAUUCCGAAGAUGAUUAUGUCAGCAUUGGGUCCCAACCGAGGACGAGUGAGGAAGCCAAACCAAACGAGCUUCAGGAAAGUCCACCGUCUCAUCGAAGUCCAAAUGGACGAGCUGAAGAUCCACACAGACCAGCAGAAAACUUCAACAGGACUUCAGCAGAUCGUCCUGAGACAUUUGAGACCUCACCAGCUGUGAAGGAACUUCAUGUUGCUGCUGCUUCCAGCCAGUUACAGCAAGAACCUCCUCUGGAGGUGGUCCAACCCUCCACAGCUGACUACACUAAAACAACACCAGAGUCUGAGUCUCCUGGGAUCCAAAAUCUUGAGGACCAUCGGAGCCAGGACUCUGCUUUAGACCUGGUACCUCAUGUUGAGACCAGAGUCACAAGUCCUGCAGAAGAUCGGGAGGUCAACCCCACAUUGGAGGGUUCCCAAGAUGAUUAUGUAAUUGUUACGUCGCAACUGAGGAUGAGUGAGGAAGCCAAAACAAACAAGCUUCAUGAGAGUCCACUGUCCCAUCCAAGUCCAAAUGGACGAGCUGAAGAUCCACACAGACCAGCAGAAAACUCCAGCAGGAAUUCAGCAGGAACAGGUGUUGCAGAAACCAAACACAGGAAAUAUAAAAAAGUCUGCAUGUCACAGUGAGUGUUUCAUCUCCAGAACACCAGAGAGUGCCACAUCACCACAAGCACAUCAUGCAAAGAAACUUGAGCACCAAAGAAGACUGAUGAUCUUAAAGUAUUGAAAACAUUUAGCAGAUUUUCUCAAACCGUUUUGAGUUUGACAAAUGGGUUCUCAGUUUUUUAUUUCUCUCCCACACAGUUUUAGAAGGUGUUUGAGUUUUGAACGUUCAUUUUACUGUUGUCCUGAAACUUGUUAAGGCAGGUUUUGUUUCACAAGGUUUUUGUAAAAUUUUACCACACAGGUUCAAAGUUUAUGAAGCAGAGACUGCCCCCCCCUCAGUCAUUUGAUGUUUGAGAGCUUCUUAUUUCACUGUUUCAGUCACUUUUUGGUGUUUUUUUAAGGAUUCUAGCUUGUUUUCUUUACACAUGUUCAUCUGCAAAUGUUUCUAAUAAAUGUCAAUGUUUGAAA
Thalassophryne amazonica is the source of this 4327-nucleotide messenger RNA. Its product is annotated as inverted formin-2-like. NCBI's taxonomy places the organism in Eukaryota, Metazoa, Chordata, Actinopteri, Batrachoidiformes, Batrachoididae. Gene Ontology annotation, molecular function: small GTPase binding; actin binding. The transcript is spliced from 25 exons. The record is from RefSeq and is a predicted model, not a curated record. Gene Ontology annotation, biological process: actin cytoskeleton organization. Bases 161 to 3880 code for a protein of 1239 amino acids.